AAGGCCGUGGGACCCCAGCCCCAGCCAUGGAGCGGUGCCAGGUGCCGCCACAGGCCGGGCUGGGCCGCGGGGGGCCCCGGGUCCGCAGCGGGGGACGCUCCGGCGGCGCGGGGAGCUCGGACCCAGCGAGGGCUGCGGCGGCGCCCCUGAGACACCGUGCCCCGGCCCGGCGGGACCGGGCUCCCCCCGCCCGGCGGGCUCGGCCCCAGCCCCCUUCGGGCGCGGGGCUCCCGGGAGGCUUCGACCGCCGCUGCUGGAUGGCGCUGCACAGCGAGCGGCUGCCGCCGGACUGCAGCGCCCAGCCCGCCCCCGGCACGCCAGGAGAUGACCGCAUCUACGCUGCACUGUUUGCAAAACUGAAGGAGUUGCUGGCGUGGAGGGCAUCAGAUGGAGAUCCUCCAGCACCUUUUCUGGAUGGACAACGGUACUAUGAACAGGGGUUGUAUGAAGAAGCAUUAACGCAAUUUAAAAAAAUUGAGGAUACAGAUUUUCAAGCCAUGUUUCAGCUUGGUGUAAUGUAUUAUGAUGGACUAGGCACUGAAAAAGACCCUGAAAGGGCAGUGGAAUACAUGAAUAAAAUACUCAACUCUGAUUCUCCAAAAGCAAGACACCUGAAGGUUGCAGCUGCAUACAAUCUUGGCAGGGCGUAUUACGAAGGAUGUGGUGUUAAGCAUUCAACCGAAGAGGCUGAAAGGUUGUGGCUUAUUGCUGCAGACAAUGGAAAUCCAAAAGCAAGUGUAAAGGCCCAGAGUACUUUAGGAAUGCUUUAUUCUAUGCCAGUUCUAAAAGAUCUGAAGGAGGCCUUUUUCUGGCAUUCAGAAGCAUGUGACAAUGGAAAUCUGGAAUCACAGGGAGCACUUGGCAUUAUGUAUCUCUAUGGACAAGGUAUACGUCAAAACACUAAAGCUGCUUUGAAGUGCUUGAGAGAAGCAGCAGAACGUGGAAACAUCUAUGCUCAAGGCCAUCUUGUAGAAUAUUAUUACACUAAAAAAUUUUACUCAAAAGCUGCUGACCUAGCCAAAAGGACCACAGAAAACAAUGACAUCAAUAUGCUAGCCAAGAAAGCUGAUUGCCAUCCAACAUAUGUAGCCAAGGGGGUUGCUAUGGCUGCUUUCUACUUGGCUAGAUGCCUCCAGCUUGGCCGAGGCAUAAAGCAAGAUCAAGAUGCUGCUAAAAAAUACUAUUCUAAGGCCAUUCAGAGCUGUACAUGGAGAAUAUUCCUGUGAUUCCUAAAGCUGCACAUGGACAACUGGGAAGACAAAUCUGAGUCCCAGAUUUCACAUAUCUGUGUAAAAAAGCUGCAGCAGAACCCAGACAGAAUACAAAGCACCAGCUUGAAUGCCUGAAGAUAUGCCUGUUUCUCAGUGCAGCUAUUUGGGGAACUGCCUAUCUCCUGCCAGAGUACUGCAGACAUGCUUGAACAGCCUCCAAAAUACAGUUUAGAGAAACAUGGCCCAGAAGAAUUGGGACUGUGUGGGACAGUCUCUACCCUGUGUACCCCUGAGCUAGACUGGAUCUGUGCUCACCUACAAGCUGCAAACACCUCCUGGCUGCAACUUUUGAAUACUGGGAGAUCAGUGCUGAAAUUGCUGAUUAGAGUCAUGCCUAUCAUUUUCCAUUCUGCAUUUGUUCCCAGGGCAAGGAUUUGCAUGUGUGUAGGGUCAUCUGAACUGUAAUUGUCAGGAGAGAGUCACUGCUCUAGAAGCAUAUUCUCAGAAUGAGAGGACUUAGUACUCCUGCUUCAAGUUAGGAUCCAUGCGCAAAAUUAUUUAAAUUCUGAUUACUAGAUGGAGACAUAUUACAACUUUCUUCAAGUACCCUCAAAUUCUCUCAUAUAAAUACUGAAAGUCUUCAGAAUCUUUUUAAGAAUGCAAAAUUCUUGAUCAACUUAUGUACUUGUGCAUUUGUUUUUCCAAAUUAAUGAGUCAACUGGAAAACAGAAAGAUGGGAUGUUAGGAGGUCUUCUAAACCAGGAGAACUAGUCCUCUGCUGUUAACAGGCACCAUCUCAUACAACUGCUAUCAUGAAUAAAUUCAAACUAGAGAGCCCUAUUCCUCUGAUUCUCUCCCUUCUGCUAAGUUAAGCAAAUGAAAGUGCUUUCAGAAUCACUUCUCAUGGGAGAAGAUCCUCACUCAAGGCCCCCAGGCCUUUUUCCACUGAGCAGCUUUCUAGUCACCUCUUACCUGAGUGUGGGGUGUGGUAACAGCAAGAAAUACGCAAUUUUUUUCCUCUUAUUCAGAUCUACAAACUUGCUUAUGAAAGCAAUAGAUUUUUUAAAAGAUGUUAUGCUCUGAAACAGUCAUUCUUUGGACAAGGAAGACAUGGGGUUUUUUCAAAUCUUAGGUAACUCUAGUUUUUUAUGUGCUAUCAACUGGUUUAGUAAUCAGUUUAAAAGGUCAAUGAUAGGCUAUUAUACUUUCAGCUUACUUCUAUAUCCAAAUUUACUUUUACUAAGCUUUACUGCAAAACAAUAGGGCUACCAAGUUUUUCUCUCUCUAAAAUCACAGAGGUACAUCCUGGGAUUAACAACAGCAUAUUUUGCAGAUAGGAAGACAGUGUCAUCUACUCAUGCCCCUGAAAUCAGCUACAGCCAGAAUAUUCUCAAGCAAUUAAUUAACAUAGAUAAUUACAACAUAGAUGUUUUCUCCAGCCUAUCCUUUGAAGCACAGAGCCACAAACAAGACAACUAAUGCAAAACUACAGUUCAUUACCUAUCCUAGUACUACUUAUAAGUUAUAGUUAAGGCAGCAAGAAAUUAGAAGCCUCUUCCAACUUCCAUCUUAUUUAGCCAAACUACUUUCUCCUCUGGUAGUAUGGGAGGCACUGGACAGUUGUGUAUGGUGCCCCUUACCACAAAGCUGCCCUUCUGCAGUUUUGCUGCACACAGCAUUGCCAGAUUUUAAAACUAGGCUUCAAAAGCUACAGAUAACUCUUAAAAGACAACUUAAGAGCUUCUCAACUCUCAACUGUGUCACUCGCAAACAGCAUUAAAACAAAUCCAAAUCCAGAUGUUUGCACAUGGAGAAUUUGGUUUUAAAAAUGUUAUCUUAAGUUUUUAACCCGUUGGAUUUAUUUCUUCUUUUACAGACAAUGACUAUAAUUGUUAACAGACCUAUCAAUAGCUUGCAAGAGCUUAAGACACAACCAAAUAAACUCAACAGCACAUACUUUUCCUUCAACAAAAAGUUACCUCAAGAUAACUACUUAUAAUCGUUCCAGGAAUAUUUUCUUAAUGAUGUAGGAAGGCAAGCCAGUAGAGACCCAAUUAAUCUUUAAUUCUCUGUAGGGAUACUGUCAAGAAGAUUGCUUAUGUUCCUGUUACGUACUACAUAACAAGCAUUCACUGACUGGCAAGUGUUAGAGAGCUAGGAGAUGGUAAUACUUGUUUUCAUUAUGCAUUUUUUUACAUUCAUUCUACAAUUGUCUGCUUACACCCAAAUGGAAAAGCAGAACAAGACAAAAAAAAAAUGUAACUUCAUCUUACAGAUAUAAAGCACUUUCUUUCUGGGUAUUCUAGUCCCCUGAAACUGUACUGCUAUUAAAUAUAAUACUAUAAAACAAUGAGUGUAAGUACUGCAUCUUUGAGACACAGCAGAGACACAACUGCACCCAAGUGCAAUAGCAUGGUAAUAUAACAAGAGACAGUUCUCAUGAAAAACAAUGCCUCUAAGAUAGCAAACUGUCAAAACCAGUUUAUGUUCAUGCAGGUAAUUUUUAUAACUCCAUUACAACUGUGUUUGAAGAACAGAAAUUUUGUAUAUGCAUCACAGUAGCCACUGGGAAACAAGAGGAACUCAGAAGAGGGUUCCUUCCCCCACAAGUCAGUAUUUAGUAUAAACAGUGUACACAAAGGUAUAAGGAAAGUAGCUACGCAUUUUUCCUCCACUUUUCAUGCAAGUUUGAACUGACCCAGAAGACAAAAAGCAAUAAAAAAAUCCCAUACCUCGCCUGAGACAAUGAAGGCUUUCCACAUGCCAAGAUUCUCACACCACCAGUCCGUUCUUGCAAUGUGCAGCUGAAGAUCACUGUGCUCUCUCUCCAUCAGAGUAAUUUCAUCUUUCAGCUUAGAAACAAUCUGAAGAGGAAAGUUUAUUGAUUACAAUUGGUAAGAAAAAGCUCAUACAACAUGCCUAGUUGUGUCCUUGGGGACAGUGUUCAUAAAGAAAAGGUACAAAAGCAGGGGGAGAACAAUUCACACGGAUUGGAAAAAAAAAACAACCAAAAGUGAGAGAAUCAAUGAUGCCUCUUAUGAUCUCCUACAAUACACAGCAAUCUUAACGGUCGACCCUGAUACUAAAAUAAAAAACAAGUUAGAAGUACACGCUACUAUCACACUAUCAGCAUAAACGGCACUUGAGACUGGAUUGUAUACUACAUACUGAAUGCUUCACACAAAGUUGAAAUUGCCAUUAUUGAAAUAGGCAUUGCUGAAGACAUCCUCCUUAUCACCUUCAGGUAUACACUACGCAAAUAGAUUUCAUUUCUAGGAAUUUAGCUAUGUUAACAAUAAUUCAGGAAGUUAUCACUUAUUUCAUUUUAGUAUUGAAGAGGGAAGGAUUUAUUACUGUGGAAAGCACAAAUUUAAAAAGACAUUCUUGUCAAGAUGUAACUCACCAUCAUAAUCUAAUGAAGGAGAAAUAGUGUCUCUCAUCAUAUCAGAAAAGAAAAUAAGUAAACAAACACCCUUCCAGGAGACAGAAUGACAACAAAAGGUGGAAGUAUACAUAAGAUGUGACGUUAGAAAUAUGGCAAAAGCAGCUGACACUUUUUUACUUUAUUUUUAAACAUGAUACACCACACAGUCAAACUGAUUAGUUCUAUCACAUGUACCACAAGUGGUGCAUUCUACAGAGCUACAGUAAUUCUGUCUCGUUCAGAAUUUUUUUCUCAUGCUAAAUAUGAAAUGUUAUCUACAUGACGGCUAUAGAACAACAUUCUAGCAGAUACCUAACGUUCAGAAUAUUUUUUUAUUUUAAUUUAUUUACUAUCAACAUAGAGACUUGCUCUACAGUCACAUUGCAUUGACUCCAGUGGCAUCCAGGAACAUGCAAUAAUACAGAAGAACUGCUAAGGUUUCAAAGGUAAACAGCUGCUACAUUUACAAACAAAACACAGACUUUACAAUGAUACUGGAUCCAUUUUACUAUUCUGUUCCAGAUAGAUAUAUAUUUUCAAAGACAAAGAAUAUUUUAGAAACAAAAACAUACAGGGAAAAACCCACUACUUUAGUAGGACUACAAUCCCUGCCUCCCCAAGAGCUUAAAGUAUAGAAAGAAUAUAGCUAUUAUGUUUCAAGAAUGCAAAGGGAACUUAGAAGUGAUACAUCCAUGUGAAUGGAAUAAUAUAUAAAGGUUUAGUCAUACAGAAUCAUAGAAUGGCUUGGGCUGGAAGGGGGACACCCCAGAAGAGCUGCAAACAGAUUUUCAGCUGUCUGCAGUAACCUUUGGCAGAAGGAAGAUGUGCAAGGGACAGAGGGAAUAGUUAGCCAGGGUAGCCUCAAAUGCUAGUGUUCACAUCUUUCUCUUAGAGAUAGCUAUCCUCAGAGCUGGGGUGGUAGAGAAUGAGUCAACUUCUAUUCAGACCAGCAUCUAACCAUUCACCCUGAGUGAAGGAACAAAUAUAUGAAAAAUCCAGCUCCUGAGCAAUGACUAAUGCCCAGGUACAUUUUUGUCACCCGAAGCAGGAGGUCAUUUUAGGGAGAUGCCUUGGCUAUUUGUUAGUCUCACCCACCGUCUACCAUUUGCAACCAAGCAGUCUCAGUACACCUGACAAGCUUGGCCCACCUGCGUCUCAACAACAGUCCUGUAAUAUCACCCCCGGUAGCAACGCAAAUGAGUCGGCCUAAGCCAUAUGCAAAUCACUUGCUUCUCCUGGAAUAUUGUCUCAGACUGCUUAACUGUUUCACUUUGCAAGAGAAAAGGAGAUUCUUUUGUUUGUUUGUUUUUAGCCCAAGUCCAGAGUGCUGAAAUUUCACAUCUCUCAGAAUUUUUCAUCUGGUGACAGUGUGCUUUCUCCUAGUUCCUAAUAAAGGAAAUCAGUCACUUUUAUAGGUUUGGGGCUUUUUUUAUCCCUUUAUUCGACCCAAUCCGCCACAGCUGGGUUAUGGAG
Messenger RNA from Pipra filicauda (Wire-tailed manakin), 6108 nucleotides. It is a transcript of the gene LRP2BP, whose product is annotated as LRP2 binding protein. Gene Ontology annotation, molecular function: protein binding. The coding region runs from base 27 to 1226 and encodes 399 amino acids. The transcript has 8 exons. The record is from RefSeq and is a predicted model, not a curated record. NCBI's taxonomy places the organism in Eukaryota, Metazoa, Chordata, Aves, Passeriformes, Pipridae.